This is a messenger RNA of Menidia menidia (Atlantic silverside), 669 nucleotides long. The record is from the annotation of a GenBank genome assembly. NCBI's taxonomy places the organism in Eukaryota, Metazoa, Chordata, Actinopteri, Atheriniformes, Atherinopsidae.
UUGAACAGAUGGAAAAUUACCUGGAGCGAAUGUUUUCAGAGGAGAAAAGCUUCCAGUUACAGCCCUGCUUCUGUACUCAGGGAGGUGAGACACAUUCCACUGCCACAGGCCAAUUUCCACUCUGAAAGUCUGGGAUACCGCCCACCUUUUUCCUCUGGUCGUGGAGCAGCCGAUGUACAGUUUUGCAUUUCAGAAGUUCCUCGCGGAAUCUUUGGUGGAUACAAGAUGGCCUCUCAGAAGCCCGGUUUUAAGUUAAUGGGGCUGGCUGUGCUGCUGAUUCUGACAGUUCUCAGAGAUGUGUCCGGUGGCAGCCAGAUACACAAGAUCUUUAAGAAAAGAGAUGUGGCGGCGGCUGUGGCGGGUGAUCCCCCAUCAGAUACCUCCAUCUCUGUUCCUUCCUCCAAGGCCCAGGAAUUCCUCGCCAAGCUGAGCAGGACCAAGAGGAACAUCUGGGACCGCAGCAGACCAGAUGUCCAGCAGUGGAUUAUGCAGUUCAUGCACAUGGGCUUCGAUGAGCAGAGGCUGGAGGCUGACCUGUCGUACUGGAUGGACCACGCGCGCUCCAGUGACCAAGGGCGUCAGCAUCACUACGACGAGAACUCCCCCGUGGGCCCGCGGGACCCGUCUUCUUACAGACACGGAGCAAAUGUCAAUUACGACUACUAUUAA